UACUUCUCGGCCCAGCUUAACUCUCUCGGUCUCUCCCCAUCAGCGCCUCCAUACGAAAAAACAAUUUAAAUAAAUUAAAACCAAAAACUGAUUAAAACUAAAAAAAAAAAAAAAAUUCAAUUUGCUGAAAUUUCUGGGAAUCUUUAGAACCCUGAAAUUCUCCGCUUCUUCGUCAAGCUUCUCAUAGCCAGCGGUUUCUUAAAUCCGUUUGUUCGGGCUAACUGGUAGUUAAUGUAGUGGCACCACCUUGCUUAUACAUAUUAACCCUACAAUGGUGGUUGCUGGUUCCCUGCAAUUGUCCCAUGACUUGGGACUUUGCAGGAACCAGGGGUACAAAAAACGAAUCAAGAAUGUAAUGGGAAGAGGCAACCUACAUUUAUUGACUGCAACUCCCACAUCAAGUGUUUCGUUUAGGCUACAAGAUCCCUGGAGAAUUCAUCUCUCUGUCAGUCCAUACCGGCCAAUACAUUCUGUAUGUGAUAGAAGUAGUGGUAUUAGGUGCCAUUUUUCUUCUUUACCAGGCCAAGCAUGUCAGUACGUGAAAGCUGCUUCAACGGCAAUCACAAAGUCAUAUAAUGUUCUACAAGGUAGUCCUUUUGUACUUCAGUUACUUCCUGCGAUUGGUGUUAUUGCUUUUGCCGUAUGGGGUCUUGGGCCACUUGUACGUCAUAGCAGAAAUAUACUCCUCCAUAAGAAUGAUAAUAAUUGGAAAAAGAGUAGAACACACUAUGUCAUGACGUCUUAUAUUCAGCCGUUAUUGCUAUGGUCUGGAGCACUACUCAUUUGCAGAACACUGGAUCCAGUAGUUUUACCUACAGAAGCGAGUCAGGUUGUUAAGCUACGACUUUUGAACUUUAUAAGAUCAUUGUCAACUGUGCUAGCCUUUGCCUACUGUUUAUCGAGUGUGAUUCAGCAGGCACAGAAAUUCUUCAUGGAGACUAGUGAGUCCAGUGAUACAAGAAGUAUGGGUUUCCAGUUUGCAGGGAAAGCUGUGUACUCUGCAGUAUGGGUUGCUUCUAUUUCAUUGUUCAUGGAGUUGCUCGGCUUCUCUACCCAAAAGUGGCUUACGGCUGGAGGUCUCGGGACUGUAUUGCUGACUCUUGCUGGUCGUGAGAUAUUCACAAAUUUUCUCUCAAGUGCUAUGAUUCAUGCAACUCGACCUUUUGUUGUGAACGAAUGGAUACAAACAAAGAUUGAAGGCUAUGAGGUGUCUGGUACUGUCGAGCAUGUGGGUUGGUGGUCACCAACAAUUAUAAGGGGUGAAGAUCGUGAAGCUGUUCAUAUCCCAAAUCACAAGUUCACUGUAAAUGUUGUGAGAAAUCUUACUCAGAAAAGUCAUUGGCGUAUUAAAACUCACCUAGCCAUUAGCCACUUUGAUGUUCAUAAAAUUAAUAAUAUUGUUGCCGACAUGCGCAAAGUCUUGGCCAAGAAUCCUCAAGUUGAGCAGCAGAGGUUGCAUAGAAGAGUAUUUCUGGACUGUAUAAAUUCUGAAAAUCAAGCUCUUCUGAUCUUGGUGUCUUGUUUUGUGAAGACCUCACAUUACGAAGAGUAUCUUUGUGUCAAGGAAGCUAUACUGUUGGAUCUCCUUAGAGUUAUCAGCCAUCACAGAGCCCGACUUGCUACACCAAUCCGCACAGUGCAGAAAAUAUUUAGUGAUGCUGAUUUGGAAAAUAUCCCAUUUGCAGAUUCCAUCUACAACCGUGGUGGUGUGGCAUCUAAUCGUCCUUUGCUGCUAAUUGAGCCGUCGUACAAAAUUAAUGGAGAAGAUAAAACAAAAUCUCAAACUCGUCCACCACGCUCAAGUGGAGGGCAAGAUGGUAAGACCCUGCUGCCAACACCUGACAUCAGAACAGAUUCUAAGGUUGGAGGUGCUCCGAAAUCUGACUCCAAGGCAGAUGCGAAGAUUGCUGAAACACCAAAUCCUGACACUAGGGAGGACCAAAAUGGUGCGGCUGCGGCAGCAUCCAACCCUGAUCCCAAGGUUGGUGAUAAAGUAAUCAAAUCAACGUCAAAAUCUGUACCCAAGACAAACUCUAAGGUAGCAGAAAUGUCAAGUUCUGGAUCCAAAGUUCCUGGCUCAGUGUCUGAUAAUUCAACCAAAGACAAAAAGAUAUCUGAAAGCAAGCAACCUAAAAUUGGAAAUCCUGGGAAUGUAAUACAGAAUGGCAAGACAGAAAAUCCUUCGGUUUCCUCAUCAGAGACCAGUGCAGACAAAGGAGGUGGAUUACAAGAGUCAAAGCAGGAAGGUGAUAAGUUGCAGGUCACACAACAACCUACAUCAAGGCCUACUUUGGAAGAAAAUAUAGUUCUUGGUGUUGCAUUGGAGGGCUCCAAAAGAACCCUUCCGAUAGAGGAAGAUAUGGUUUCUCCCCAAACAACAGAGAUGAAGGAAAUGGCUGGUGCGUGCUGGAAUGGAAACGGAUCUUCAACUAAUGAGAAGGAAAGGAAAGAUGGUCAAACUCCAUCCAGUCCCAGUGCAACAUCCGGUGUUGGUGGGAUCAGUUAAGAGUAGUUGCAGAUAUUUUACUUGCUGAAGCUGUGUUUUUUCUUCUCAAGCUGUCAUACACUGUAAAUGAUCUCGGUAUAUUCUUCAUUAUUAGUCUCUACUAAUGUCUAAACCACUUCACAAUGUACUGGUUGUGAAAUUGGUGAGCUUAUGGU
This is a messenger RNA of Pistacia vera, 2661 nucleotides long. Its product is annotated as mechanosensitive ion channel protein 2, chloroplastic-like. NCBI's taxonomy places the organism in Eukaryota, Viridiplantae, Streptophyta, Magnoliopsida, Sapindales, Anacardiaceae. The record is from RefSeq and is a predicted model, not a curated record. Gene Ontology annotation, cellular component: membrane. The transcript has 14 exons. Gene Ontology annotation, biological process: transmembrane transport. The coding region runs from base 272 to 2506 and encodes 744 amino acids.